GGUAACACACCACAUAGAGAGUCUAUUUUUCUUUUAUCAUCUAUUUAUCUGUCGGGGAUCGAGUGCUUGAGGAAGGGGCUUUCUGUGAGGACCAUUAAGGGGAAUUCUUAUUUCUACACGACUACGCAGCAGAAGACGAUUUGCUGAGGGUCCCCUGACAGAGCCAAACCUCCUGAUGUUGGCUGACAAUCAAGAGAUGUCGCCCUGAUUGCUUUUUUGUCGGGCACAGCUUUACGUUAGGCAAGAUGUCUACCACAGCAGAAAAUGGGAUGGGAGGGCCUUGGAGCACAAGCAGAGAGAAAACAUACAAAAAGACCACGUCAUCGGCUUUGAAGGGGGCCAUUCAACUUGGUAUUGGCUACACAGUGGGCAACCUCACCUCCAAGCCUGACAGAGACGUGCUUAUGCAAGACUUCUAUGUGGUGGAGAGUGUCUUUCUGCCCAGUGAGGGAAGCAACUUGACCCCAGCACAUCACUAUCCUGACUUUCGCUUCAAGACCUAUGCCCCGCUGGCCUUCCGCUACUUCAGGGAUCUGUUCGGCAUCAAACCAGACGACUACCUGUACUCCCUCGUAAAUGAGCCUCUGAUUGAGCUUACCAACCCAGGGGCCAGCGGCUCUCUCUUCUACCUAACCAGCGAUGACGAGUUCAUCAUUAAAACCGUCCAGCACAAAGAGGCCAAGUUUCUCCAGAGAUUACUGCCUGGAUACUAUAUGAAUCUGAACCAGAACCCACGAACAUUGCUGCCUAAAUUCUACGGACUGUAUUGCAUCCAGUCUGGAGGAAUCAACAUCCGACUGGUGGUAAUGAACAACGUGUUGCCGCGCUCCGUCAAAAUGCACUACAAAUACGAUCUGAAGGGAUCCACCUACAAGAGACGAGCGUCCAGGAAAGAGAGAGAAAAGGCCUGUCCGACCUUCAAAGACCUGGACUUCCAGGACAUGCAUGAAGAAGGGCUUUACUUUGACGCAGAGACGUACAACAACCUAAUGAAGACCCUGCAGAGAGACUGUCGGGUGCUGGAGAGUUUUAAGAUCAUGGACUACAGCCUGCUGCUUGGUGUGCAUAUCCUGGACCAGAGCCAGAGAGAGGGGGGUGAGCCGGGCCAGGCAGGGGGUGACGGGAGGAGACCUGUGGGUCAGAGGGUGCUUUACUCCACUGCCAUGGAGUCCAUCCAGGGAGACGGAAAGGCUGCAGAAGCCCUCACCACUGACGACACGAUGGGUGGCAUCCCUGCCAAAACACACAAAGAAGAAAAGCUGCUCAUCUUCCUGGGUAUCAUUGAUAUCCUACAGUCAUACAGGUUCAUUAAAAAGUUGGAACACUCGUGGAAAGCCCUGAUGUACGAUGGUGACUCAGUCUCGGUGCACCGGCCCGGGUUUUAUGCCAGCCGCUUCCUCAAGUUCAUGAGCACACGGGUCUUCAGAAAGACUCAGCCACUUCGAUUCUCCCCUUCAAAGAGGACUCGUACGUCCAUCACGGCUCUGAAGUCGUCCUCACAGGAGAUCCUGUCAUCGCAUGCAGAUGAGAGGAACAGGGAGGACAGGAGGGACAAGCUGGGAGGAGCUUACAGCCUAGCCAGUCUGGACGGACAAGCUGUGUUCGGCUCGUACCUGCGUCCAGAUCUGGUCCCUGCCAACCCGUCCUUCUACGAGGGCUCCUCCAUGGGAACCAUCUCCAACUCCUCCAUCUUUGUCAACGUGGACAACCAAACAGAGGAGAGAGAGGACGUUGCAUCCAGCUCCACGUUUACCCUGGAAGACAGUGCUAUCUGCCUCACUUCAGAGCAGAGCACCAUGGAUGUGGACAUAGACCAUGAUGACGGAUCUGUUCUCGAUGUCUACUUGUGAAAAGAGCAGCUUUACAACCUUUAUUUUUUCCUGCCAAUCAUAAGACAAUCGCCACACUUCAUUGGACUGGCCAGGCUGGCACUUGACUCCACUUCCAGUGCUGCUAGAUCCAUAUUGCCACUUGUAUUGCCAACACAGAAAAAUACUUAGAUCAUCCACUGGUUGAUGGACUAAAAGAAGACACCAACAGAGUCACAGUGAUGGACAUCUGCAGAAACCAUGUGACAUCAUGUAAUGUGAUAAACAUCAGGCUGAACUGAGUGUUGCUUUUUAAAGCAUGCGUUGACGCAGUGCCAUUGAGUUUUAUAUAUGUAUAAUGUUUUCAUGGCCUACACAAAGAUCUAAAUAUUUACUAUAAUGCAUACGAGGGGGAGGGUAGAUACAUUUCUUAAAAUGUUUUUUUUUCUACUGACCAGAAAGAAAUGAAAAAGCAUUUCAAAGUUUGCAACUGUACACGUUGUAGACCGAAAAGAAAUGUUUACAGUGAAUUUAAGAUGACAUCUUUGUCCUUGAUUAAAAGGGAUGCAACACUGUCACACAAAAGACACAAGCCAGCUCACAGCCAACACAGACGAGAAGAGACUCACACGAACAGACAUGUUGGAUUCUGAAGCUCCCGAGGCCAAACACAGACGUUGACGCGGUUAAAGAGUCCUCAUUAACCAAACGGGGCUGAUAUUUGUGCUGCCCUGACGGGAACCUGAAGCCCUGUUGAAGGGCUGCUGUAAGGUGAAGUGAGAAAGGACAGUUACUGGAUCUUGGAUAAAGCACAAAGCAGAGGGACAAUGGACUCGCUCUUGAUCAAAAGGCACUUUUGACAUUGGUUAUGAUUACUGUAGGAAAUACUUUUUCUCUGAAGAUGUUGCUUAGGUUGGUGGGCUACCUGACAUAAGCACAUAUUUGGAUAUGUGAAAGCACUUUUUUUCUCUUUUUACUCUACAAAUGCACACCUCUGUAAGUCCUUGAUACUACAAAGACAGUGAAGGAACUUUGUAGAUUAUUUUUGAUGUGGAGCUAAUAGUUUUGUGGGGUUUUCGUCAUGACUGAAGACGCUUUCACUCAGGAUAUCCUUUGAUACUGAAUAAGUGUGUCCUCUUCAAGAAGGAAGGAGACAUGCCUCAGCUGCCGAUACCUCUUCAUCAAGACCAUAUCCAACUAUAAAUGUUGAAUACCACGAUCACGCGUUGAUUGAGACCAUAAUUUAUUGUGUAAAUCUCAAUAUUUUACCAUUUGCUGAAAAAAUACUUUAAUCGCUGAAUGUAAAGACAAUGCAUAUUUAUAUUUAGAGACUCCUAUA
Molecule: messenger RNA, 3147 nt
Organism: Anoplopoma fimbria (sablefish)
Lineage: Eukaryota; Metazoa; Chordata; Actinopteri; Perciformes; Anoplopomatidae
Gene: pip5k1bb
Product: phosphatidylinositol-4-phosphate 5-kinase, type I, beta b
Exons: 15
Coding region: 246-1850 (534 amino acids)
Biological process (GO): phosphatidylinositol metabolic process
Molecular function (GO): phosphatidylinositol kinase activity
Source: RefSeq, a predicted model, not a curated record